AUGAGAGUAUUUGAUCCUACAAAACCUGUCUACACUGGGUAUGAGAACAUUGAAGAAUUUUUAGUCUACUUUGAAGCAUAUGCAGCCUCUAAGGAUUGGGAUGAUAACAAAAAAAGUCUGGUAGUCAUAUUACAUAUAGCAGAUAGGCUGAAACCUUCGAUAAUGCAGUUAAGAAAGAAUAACUCCAGUUGGAAGGACUUAAGAACAGCUAUGAUAAAAAGGUGGGCCACCUCAUCUGACUUGAAUGAAGGAUUAGAGCGUUUAAAGAAUAUGGUACAAGAGACAGGAGAUACAGUUCAGAUGUAUACCAGUUGUUUUGAUGCAUAUGUUACAGAGAUACAAGAUCAAAUCCAUAUCGAAAAAGGGUUGCUAGAUAUGUAUGAAGCUGCCAAAGAAUUGGCAGUUAAGAUGGAGAAGUAUGACCGUGAUAGAAAAUACAUUAACAAAAAUCCAGUUCAAAUUACUAACAAUAAGAAAAGCAAGCUGGUUAAUGGGGAAGCCACAAAUUUUCAGCUGUUCAGAAGGUCUGUCGCAUCAGUGAUCAACAUCCUCCAAAUUCAGAAAGAUUGGAUCGAAUGGAAACAAGCAUUAUAA
Messenger RNA from Cetraspora pellucida, 594 nucleotides. Lineage: Eukaryota; Fungi; Glomeromycota; Glomeromycetes; Diversisporales; Gigasporaceae. The record is from the annotation of a GenBank genome assembly.